Messenger RNA from Rosa rugosa (rugosa rose), 2155 nucleotides. RefSeq names its product putative pentatricopeptide repeat-containing protein At1g12700, mitochondrial. Bases 142 to 1971 code for a protein of 609 amino acids. NCBI's taxonomy places the organism in Eukaryota, Viridiplantae, Streptophyta, Magnoliopsida, Rosales, Rosaceae. The record is from RefSeq and is a predicted model, not a curated record. Gene Ontology annotation, molecular function: protein binding. The transcript has a single exon.
AAUAGAAACCUAAACAGAGUUCUUUUUUUUUUUUUCUUCAAGUUUUGGCGAAGCUCAAAGGCUCACAGCAACCAAUUUUUUUCAGUUGUGAAACUGAGAGGAUACAGAGUUGUGAAGUUGAAAGACUUGAUCUUUUUGAAAAUGAUUCGCAAAACUUGUCCUUGUUACUGGAGCAGCACAAGAGGUAUGCCAUUUCUUCACUCUCCCACUCUUGUUGUUUUCAUCAACAAUUACAUGAGCACAAGAAGCAGAGGGCUUCAUUCUCAACCCUCAACCCCAGCUAAAUCUAGAGAAACCCAUCGAGGGAAGCUUUUGAGAGACAACUACCCUAAACCCUCUGUGCCCAAAGUCUGUAACCCCGAACAUGCCUUGAAGGUGUUCGAUGAAAUGCUUCAAAGGCGUCCUUUGCCUUCGAUUGUCCGUUUCACUCAGAUUUUGGGCCAACUUGUCAAAUUGAAACACUAUUCUCAAGUCAUCGCUUUGAAUAGACGAAUGGGUCUGAUCGGAAUCGCUUCUGAUGUUUAUACUCUAACCAUUAUCAUUAAUUGCUUUUGCCAUUUGAAUCAAAUGGGGUUUAGCUUAUCUGUCUUGGGGCAAUACUUCAAAUUGGGUCUUCAACCAGAUGUCACCACCUACACUACUCUAAUCAACGGCUUUGUUCUCGAGAAUAGAAUGGCAGAAGCAGCAGGGAUUUUCAGCAAAAUGCUGCAGGCAGGUCACUGUGUGCCCAAUGUGGUUACUUUCAACACACUAAUAAAAGGACUUUGCAUGAGGGGUGACAACACUGCAGCUAUUCAAUUGCUCAGGAAGAUGGAAGAAAGAGGUCGUAAGCCUGACAUAUUUACCUAUAGCACCAUCAUUGACAGUCUUUGCAAGGAUACACUAGUGGUUGAUGCACUGAACCUCUUCUCAGAAAUGAUUAGUAGGGGCGUUGCUCCAGACGUUGUUACUUACACCUCUUUGAUUCAAGGAGUUUGCAACGUAGGUAAGUGGAAAGAAGCUACAAGGUUGUUGAAUGAAAUGGUUAGUAGAAAUAUCCUUCCGGAUGUAGUCACCUUCAAUGUCUUGGUUGAUGGACUUUGUAAGGAGGGGAUGGUUGUGGAAGCCAAAAGUGUGGUUGAAAUGAUGAUCCCAAGAGAUAUUGAGCCUAAUGCGAUUACUUACAAUUCACUAAUGGAUGGUUACUGUUUGCGAGGUGAAAUGGAUGAAGCAAGAAAAGUCUUUGAUCUAAUGCUUAGCAAGGCCUGCAUGGUUAAUGUUCGUAGUUGUAGUAUAUUGAUAAAUGGAUACUGUAAACAUAAAAAGAUUGAUGAGGCCAACAAGGUUUUUCAGGAAAUGCUUUGUAUGGAACUUGUUCCAGAUACCAUUACUUACAAUACUCUUAUUGACGGUUUUUGUAAAGCAGGAAGAAUACGGGUAGCAGAGAAGUUGUUUUCUCAGAUGCAAGGUUGUGGUCAACUUCCAGAUGUUCAAACUUACGCCAUUCUAAUGAAUGGCCUAUGUGGAAACAAGCAACUUUCAACGGCAGUGGAACUGCUUAGAGAGAUGGAAGAUAACAAGUUGGAAGUAAGUAUCAUAAUUUACACCAUCAUCAUUGAAGGUUUGUGCAAAGCUGGAAAACUUGAAUCUGCAACAGAUUUCUUCUCUAGUUUGUCUUCAAAAAGAGUUCAGCCUGAUGUGAAGGCAUAUACUGUGAUGAUUAAUGGACUCUGUGAUGGAGGCCUAUUGGUUGAAGCAGAAAAGUUGCUUAGAGAAAUGGUAGAGAGAGGCUGUUCUCCAAAUUAUUGUACAUAUAACACCAUCAUCCGAGGGUUUAUCAAUAACAAUGAGACAUCAAGGGCUGUGGGAAUAAUUCAAGAAAUGGUGGAGAUGGGGUUCUCUGCAGAUGCAUCAACUGCAGAAUUGAUAAUUGAUUUGUUGUCUAAAGAUAAAGUAGAUUCAGCUUUGUUGUCAUUGUUAAAGAAGUCAUGAUUAAGCUAAUUGAAGAUUUGAAAUAAAACCUUAUUAGCAUGGACAAGGAAAUUUUAGAAUUCUGCAUCUUUAACCACUUUGGAUGUAUUAUAUAUGGUAUUUAUUCUUUGAAAACACACGUCAUUUUCAAGCUGUCAACUAAUUGUGCUAUCAUUAUCUAUUUAGCUUGGAAGUUCCAUCGCUA